This is a messenger RNA of Dimorphilus gyrociliatus, 6363 nucleotides long. Lineage: Eukaryota; Metazoa; Annelida; Polychaeta; Dinophilidae. The record is from the annotation of a GenBank genome assembly.
AUUAGUUUGUACUCUCUUACCGAAAAGAGUGUUAUUUUUUUUUUUUUAAAAAAAAAGGAAGAAGAGAUUCUAAUAGAAACUUUUUCCAAUUUUAUCUUUCUCUCUAUCUUCCUUCCUUUUCCUUUUUAUUGUUACUCAGUUAAAUUACGCUAUUUUUCCUUUAUUUUGAAGCUGAUUUGGAUACUUUAAAAGUGAGAAGAAGUUUUUUUAUUAUUUGGUUUUGUUUUUGUUUCAUUUUACUUUUCUUAUUUUGGUUUUUAUUGAAAGUUUUCUUUCUUUUUUCCAAAUUUUUCAUUAAGGAGUGGAAUAAAGAUAGAAUACUUGAUUAUUAAGGUGAUAUCUACCAUAUUUAACAGAGCAGACAAAAUGGAAAUGAUUAGAUUACUAAUCAUUCAAUUAUUCUUCUUCUCGACAACUUUUGGAGCAGAUCCGACAUUUACUAACAUACCUGCAACUGGAUAUCUGGCUGAAAACGCUAAAGGAACUCCUACACCAAUUACAAUCUUUACAAUAACUGCUAAUGACGUUGAUGGCGAUACACUCUUCUUCGCAUUCGAUACUCCGCUUGUGCCAAAUUUCAAUGUAGACAUCUCAACCGGAGUUGUAACCUAUACUGGUGCGGGAAUAAGUGCUGCGGCAACUGCAACCGUAACUUUGAACAUUUUACUUUUUGACUCUGGUGGUGGAACGGCCGGCCCUGUUUCCCUAGAAGUUGAUAUUGAUGAAUCUCCACGAUCCCAAUCCGAUCCGACAAAUGCUUAUCCGACUUACAUUGCUAAUGUGAAAGAAAAUACAGAUCCUAUUUACGUCAUAAAGAAAUUUGAUAUUGAAGAUCCAGAAGGUUUAACUAUGAUUUUCUCUGAAUUCUGGGUUCCUUCGCAACCAACUUGGAUUUCUUUUGAUACGGCUUCUCAAGAAAUGAGAUUUAUUGGACCAACCAUUAAUUUUGAAGCAACGGCAAACAAAGGUCCUUUUUCGGCUACAUUGUUGGCACAGGACCCAGGAGGGCAUAUGUUUGUUUUCUCCUUUACUGUAACAAUUGUAGACGACAACGAUCCUCCUGUUUUUACGAAUUUACCGGAUAGUAUUUUUUUGGCUGAAAAUCACGCGACAGCUCAAAACCUAUUUACAGUUAUGGCUUCCGAUGAAGACGGUGAUGCUGUCAUAUUCUCAAUGACGUCCUCACCGACAAAUGCAGCUCUUUCAAUACAUCCAACAACCGGCGUUAUAUCCGUAUCUUCGAGUCCAGGAUUCGAUUACGAUGUUACCAAGUUGUACAAUUUAACCAUUGACGUAUCCGAUGGAACCAAUACUACUAAAGGAAUAUAUUCGGUUUAUAUAACUGAAGUUCAAGUACCGCCAACUAUUGAUAAUCUACCCGGAUCGUCUCUAAGUGUACCCGAGGACGCAGCGACUAAUACAGUACUAUAUACGCUUACUGCGUCGGAUGGUAAUCUUGGCGAUACGUUGACUUUUUCAAUUGUUGGCGGGACACCAUUUACUAUUGAUCCGUCGUCUGGUCAAAUAAAAGUCAACGCGCCUUUGGAUUUUGAGACUCAAAUAAAUUAUAACAUUCAAGUAUCAAUUAGCGACGGUUCGGUUAGUGUUGGACCCUCUAUCAUUGGUAUUACUGUGACGAAUGUUAACGAAAAGCCAAUAAUUACAAAUUUACCAGCAAAUGCAACGGUCAACGAUGAUGAAACGCUAACGAGGAUUUUACUCACUGUAACGGUCACCGAACCGGAGGGAAAUUCAUUAACUUAUAGUAUUGUGUCAAAUCCACCUUCAGCUCCAUUUCAAAUAAAUCCUAGCGGACAAGUUAGCCUGAAUGCAAAUCCGAGUUUGGACGGCGUUACUACCCCCGUAUAUCAGUUAAAUGUGACGGCUUCUGAUGGAGUUUUGGCAGACGUCCAAACAUUUACCAUUUACAUAAUUAACGACGCUCCGUUGUUCACAAAUUUGCCUACAGUUGUUUCUGUAGAUGAAAGUAGGACAGCAUCCCUUAAUUUGCAUACUGUUGCUUGCACUGAUCCGGAAGGAGACGUGAUUACAUAUGGAUUAGCAUCGGUCCAGCCUACAUCCGUGGCAUUUUCUAUUAAUCCAACUUCCGGUGUAAUCAUUUUGGCAUCAAAUCCUAAUCUAGAUUACGAGACUGUCAGCGAAUAUUACCUGAACGUCUCAGCAAGUGAUGGUUCGUUAAUAAGCUACGCUCUACUACAAGUUAAUGUAACGGAUGUCAACGAAACUCCAUCAAUUAAUAACUUGCCGACAAGUUUGACAAUAAGCGAGUUCUCUCAGGCAACUGCUCUAAUUCAAGUUGAUGUGCAAGAACCGGAUAACGACGCUAUAACAUUUACGUUAAGCUCGAUUGUUCCUGCUAAUGGAGCAUUUUCAGUAAAUGCCUCCGGGUAUAUUUUACUUUCAACACCCACUAAUUUAAACUAUGAAAGCGUGAAGCAGUACAUAAUUACUAUUGAAGCUAGCGACGGAACCUUAACAGACUCAAAACAGCUAACGAUAAACGUGACAGAUGAGCAAGAGACGCCUAACAUAAACAAUUUACCGUCAACGGUCGUUGUUUAUGAGAAUCAUACAGGGCCCGCCGAUUUACUCACGGUCUUAGCUUCAGACGAGGACACUGGGGAUUCUAUUACUUUCAGCCUAAAUUGGACUCAACCGUCUGCUGGGCCUUUUACAAUAACUGGUAGUGGAAUUGUAAAGCUCAAUUCUAAUCCAAAUUUAGACUACGAAACUGUUAAACGCUAUGCAUUGGAAAUUGUUGCUACGGAUACAACAUCCCUUAGACAGAGUAAAAUUCUAUACGUCAAUAUAAGCGACGUUAACGAAUCUCCUCUAUUGUUAAAUCUACCUAAGACGCUUAUAAUCUAUGAGAAUUAUACUUCUAAUACCAUCUACAGCGUCUCAGCUUCAGAUGAAGAAGGAGAUGCACUAUACUUCACUUUAGAGAAACAAUCCGUCAUGGGAUUUUUCCUUAUCGAUUCGAAUACGGGUUCGAUAAAGCUUGCUCCUGGUUCCACCCUCGAUUACGAAACAACGACGGAAUAUUGGCUAACAAUCUCUGUCAACGACACCGUUCUCCAAGCAUCCGCUAAUUUAACUAUUCAAAUUCUGAACGUUAAUGAAAAGCCAGUUUACACUGGAACCACUCAACAAUGCUCAAUUAAGGAAAAUACUUUGGGUUUCCUACUUCAACUGAACGCAUCCGAUCCAGAAAGUGAUCCCUUGUCAUACACAAUUAUCAGCGUUUUUCCAAACACAAGUUCAUUUACCGUGGACUCUUCAGGAACACUAAAGACCACUGCAGCGUUUGAUUUUGAGCAACAAGCUUUAUACAUAGUUGAAAUUAACAUAAAAGACUCUGAAGACAAUUACGUGACACUGAAUGUGACAGUGAAUAUAGAAGACACUAAUGAGCGCCCUGUACUAACUAAUGCGCCAACAAUUUUAAACGUUUCGGAAAACACGCCUAAUGGAAUCGUCUUAUAUACUUUGAUGUCGACAGACGACGAUGGAGAUGCUGUCACGUAUGGGUUAAUAGACAAUUUUCAUUCAUUCAAUGUGAGUGCGGAUGGUAAAUUAGUUACUAUUAAAAGCCCUAAUUACGAGGAAAGAGUUCAAUACGUUCUGGAGGUAUAUGUUAGCGACGGUACUCUUAAUUACACCUCAACUGUAACAAUAAAUGUUAUUGAUAUUAAUGAAGCACCUGUUCUCGUGACGUCCCUCCCACUCAGUAUUGCUGUUAACGAAAAUUUUAUUGGCCAAAUUAUAUCUGUAACGGCUAAUGAUUCAGACUUUGGGGAUAUCUUAUAUUUCAAUUUGACAACCAUUCCUAGUGGAGGUUUCUUCUCUAUAGACGCUGACGGAAAGAUAACAACGUCAGGCCUAAAUUACGAAGCAAUUUCGUCUCACAAGCUACAAGUUGUCGUUUCGGAUAAGGCUGGAUUAAGCGUCGAUUGGAAUAUAACCGUAAACGUGACAGACAUUCAAGAACCACCGUCGUUUAUUAAUCUUCCAAACUCAACGUCAUGCAUUGCGGAGGAUUUAGCCAUAGAGACAAUGCUAUUCACUAUUAACGUAUUUGAUCCAGAAAACGACGCAAUCGCCUAUACUUUAACAUCUUUCAACGAUAAUUUUCUCGUCAACGGCACUUCCGGAGAGGUUAGCUUGAAAAGCGGAGCAUCGCUCAACUACGAAUUGACAAAUCAAUACCUUUUACCAAUUGUUGCAAACGAUGGAACUUUGACUGCUACGUCAACCUUGACAGUUGCAAUUUGUAACGUUAAUGAGUCCCCCUCGAUAGUGAAUUUACCAACAACAAUUAAUCUAAGCAAGGAUGUGAGUGGUCGGAAGUUAUUAUUAACAAUUUCCGUUCAGGAUGAAGAUAUUGGGGAUAGUCAUACAUUCGCGAUUGUAUCGACAACACCGACGAAUCAAUUAAGUAACUUUACUGUUGAUUCGAGCGGUGGAAUUUAUUCCGAGGCUAUUAAUGACUUUAAGUCAACAACAUUAAAGACUAUAAGCAUAAAAGUUAUUGUACAAGAUGCAUCUGGCUUAAACGAUACGAAAACUUUAACUAUAAACAUAGUGGAGACUAUUCAACCACCGACCCUGACCUCCGAUAAGAAAGAAGUGGCAGUCGAUGAAAUAAAUGCCAAUGAAAAUGCUAAAGUAGACAUUUCAAUUACGUGUACUGAUGUUAAUGCAGCAGAUAUAUUAACUAUAUGGAUAUCUGCCGUUUUUAAUGGAAGUCAAGGUUACUUUAACAUAGAUUCAAAGACAGGAGUAUUAAGUUUCAUAAAGGCUAUCGAUUAUGAUGACCAUACGACACCGAAUUAUUACAAAUUAGAGAUUACAUGCUCAGAUAAUGGAGGGCUUCAAUCGAAAAUCGUUAUAGACAUAUCGAUUAUUGACCAUAAUGAUCAUGCACCUAAAUUUCCAAAGAAGCUUUACAAAACAAACCUAAAAGAGAAUACUGUUGAUGGCUAUAAGGUAUUGAAUUUUAAUGUUUACGAUCCGGAUUCUGUCAAGUACAAUGUUCAAUCUUACAAAAUACUGAAUGAAACCGCUUCCAAGUAUUUUGAAGUAGACUCUGAAGGUUUCUUGAUAACCAAACAUCCGAUUGACGCCGAGUCAAUUGAUUCUAUCGAUUUCCUUAUUGAAGUUGUUGACGGAGGCGGAUUGACUGAUACUACAGACGUCUCUAUUCAAAUUUUGGAUGACAACGACCACAGACCUCGUUUAUCUUCUAAUUUCUAUAACUUGGAAGUAAACUUUAGGGCUAAUUACAAAGAUAUCAUAAUAAUCUUCAAAGGUUCGGACGGCGAUAGAGAUGAAAAGGGUAAAAACCUCACGUUUAAAUUAUUAAACGACAACGAAAACUUUGUAUUAAGAAUGGAUGGCACACUAGAAGUUCGUAAGUUAGCCUAUAAGCACGAAAAAUUUACAUUCGACGUUAUUGCUAUUGACAACGGCGUUCCACCCGAUGUUUCAAUAUCUUCCAAAGUAAGAAUCGAUUCCUACGAUGCAAGGCGUCAUUUGACAAAUUUUACUAUCAAUUUGGACAUUGAUGACUUUAAAAAGAAUUACUUAGACAAUUUCUUAAGAGGUUUACAAAAAAUUUUCCCAGAUUCUAUUGCUAGAGCUAUCUAUUUUGGGAAUAAGACGAAAGCAACGGGGAACGCCUCGCGGAGACGGAAAUCAAUUACACAACAAACCGUCGUGAGUACCCUCGUUGUUAAGGGAACAACAACUGAACAAGAAACAAAUAUUGAAGAAGAUAAAAAUUUCUAUACAACUAACCAAGUACAAGCCUUCACGUCAAAAAAAGGUGGACAACCAUCCACUAAUUUAACGACUGGCGUUUUGUCGUCAAUUCCGUUCGAUACAGUUUCGAAUUAUGAAAACGAACCAGACAUAGUCGAAAAUUGGUGGAUCGAAACGACUUUAGGAAGAAUCACUCUAUCAGUGCUUUGCUUUGUUUUCGUGCUCUUCGUAAUCAUCAUUUGUCUUACUAUUUACUACUUUGCUUGCAAAAAGAAGAAAACAUUAAAAGUGGCAUCAGAUUCGUCGAAUGAGCCUAAAUCAAGAAAGAAUGGAGUUGCUCCGCGAGCAGAGAAUUUGUUCUUAUACGAUUUUAGAUACAAUAAGCAAAAAUCUAAGAAACUGAAGAAAGCUAAACACUCCAUGGAUGAUCCAGCUCUAUUACCAGGAACACCUGUACCUACUCCAAGGACUUCUAGAGCCUCUGCAAGAGACGUAACACUAGAUGAUACAUUCUCUUUGGGCUACCAUUCCAUGUCUAGUUCGCCUCAACCAUCUGGCUUGACACAACUGGAUUCUUGA